This is a messenger RNA of Gadus chalcogrammus (walleye pollock), 2184 nucleotides long. Its product is annotated as protein lifeguard 3-like. The transcript has 12 exons. Gene Ontology annotation, cellular component: Golgi apparatus; endoplasmic reticulum; membrane. NCBI's taxonomy places the organism in Eukaryota, Metazoa, Chordata, Actinopteri, Gadiformes, Gadidae. The record is from RefSeq and is a predicted model, not a curated record. The coding region runs from base 522 to 1514 and encodes 330 amino acids. Gene Ontology annotation, biological process: negative regulation of apoptotic signaling pathway.
GAUCUCUCCCUCUCUCACCAAUAACUCUCUUUUGGACCAUCCCGUUCCAGGAGGGGGGAAAGGGAAUAAAUUAAAUUGAAUGGCUGAACGGCUUUCAAAGCUCUGUAUGUCUACAGCUAAAUAAUCAAAUGAUCAAAUGAUGAUCAUUAAUUUGAUCAAUCAUGCGACAUAUACCCCCUAGCGUUAGUCUAUGCCUACUACCUGACCGACACCCUACUAUUUUAGAAGAUCUGAAAGUGUUCUGGAGUCAAUCAAAUCAUGGUUAUCAGAUUAAAAUGUGACAGUGUGUGGGUCACAUCUUCCCAUACUUUUUCAACCCUCGGUUGGAAGGUAACUUUCUCAACUUUCGCCUUCACACUUGUCUGAAUGUGCUUCGAGGAUAUCCUAUUACGAUGAUGCCAACCUCCUGUGCUUCAUGUCUGCACACCACAGCGAAGAGACUUACCUCAGGCCAUUGGACCAGACAGGACGAUCUAUUCUGAUCCCAGUCCAAACCCACAAGGUGGCCCUGCUGCCUCACCAUGCCCAAAGAGGACAAACCUCCUGCCUAUGAAGAAGCCAUCUCCUCUACCAAGUAUGAGGACUCCAGGCAUCAUCCACCGAACGGGCACCACGACUCUGGCGUCGGGCCCGAUCCUCCAACACCGCCGCCGGCUUACAGCCCAGGGCCUGGCACCUACCCUAGGCAGCCCGGCUACGGCGGCUACCCCCCUGCUGGCAGCAUGGUGGCUGGGACUGUCUUCCCUCCAGCCGGGAUGCCACCCUCCAUAAUACCCACUCUGUCCGCCGGAGUGUCCGACCACAGCCAAGGGGAUAUGGAUGAUUUUCUAAGCGAUCAAUGGGAGAGUGUUUCUGUCCGGCAUGCUUUCAUCAGAAAAGUGUACUUCAUUUUGGCUGCGCAACUUUCCUUCACUGUUGCGAUUGUAGCUGUGUUCACGUUUGUUGACCCAGUGAGACAGUUUGUCAUCGCUUACCCAGCUCUGUACUGGGCGUCAUUUGGAAUUUAUUUUGUAGUUUACUGUGUUCUCAUCUGCUGUAAGGAGGCAAGGAGGCGCUUUCCAUGGAAUUUUGUGCUACUAAUUAUUUUUACAGUUGCAAUGUCAUACAUGACUGGAACCAUCGCAAGCUACUAUGACACAAAAGCUGUGUUUCUCGCCAUGGGCAUUACGACAAUAGUUUGUUUGGCGGUCACAAUCUUCUGCUUCCAAACCAAGGUGGACUUCACUUCCUGCGGCGGUCUCCUGUGCAUCCUGGCCGUGCUGCUCAUGAUCCUGGGCGUCAUCACGGCCGUGGUGCUCUCCUUCCAAUAUAUCCCCUGGCUCCACAUGCUCUACGCUGCAAUAGGAGCCGUCAUUUACACGCUGUUCCUGGCCUACAACACCCAGCUCCUCCUGGGUAACCGCGAGCUGGCCCUCAGCCCGGAGGAGUACGUCUACGGAGCCCUCUCCCUCUACAUCGACAUUGUUCAGAUCUUCCUGUUCAUCUUGGAGAUCGGCGGAGCAGCCUUGGAGUAAGAGAGUAGGCCGUGGAGACCCGUCCCUGGCCUGGACAUAAUAUCGGCCUUCUUUGAUAUGUAUUUGAUCUGUUCCAAGGCUGUAUGAGUUCAUUGUUAGGUGUUGAUUAAACUGCAGUUAUUGGAAGUGGAUUAACUUUAAUUGAUAAGUAUAGCAAUCAUGAGCAUUGAAAUGACACUGGCCCAUGUUACAGAAAAAGAAGGGCAGAGUAAGUGUAUCUCUGCGUGUUCAUGAAUGUAUGGAGAAGAUGGCUACAGCGGUCAGAUCUUGAUAAAAUCUGAUUUGUUGAUGCAGUGAGUAGUUUCCCCACUAUAGUAAAUGUAUGUACCAUGUUGUGACCAGAUAUCAGUAUUGUAUUAGAAUAUUCUUGAUUUUGUAUGUUAUAACAUUAAAACAUCUUGAUCACUCCAUCAGCUCUGUAAACCAGGUGAGUGGAUAUACUGUAUUCAUCCCCGUGUGUAACCUCAUCAUAUUUGGUUCUUUAGGACUAGUUUAGUUCGAAAUGGUUACUUACUGACCCACCCAUCUUAUCAUACAAUACUUUUUCAGGAGUAAAAAGUAACCUAUCCAGGGUUGGAUUUAUGAUGUCAUAAUAUCACUAACUGCUUUUUAACGUUAGCGAAUACUGCCAUCCAAACAUUUGAGAUGUCAGCCAAUGAACUUGGCUUUG